This is a messenger RNA of Stylonychia lemnae, 2313 nucleotides long. The record is from the annotation of a GenBank genome assembly. Lineage: Eukaryota; Ciliophora; Spirotrichea; Sporadotrichida; Oxytrichidae.
AUGAUAAUUAUUUAGGACUACAGCCUUGGAAAUGGUUAGAGAAAGCUAAAUUAAAGUAUCAAAAACUUGAAACAGGCAGCAUCAGAUCCAUACUUUUACCAAAAAUUAAACGAUUUACAGUCGAGUAUAAAAAGUAGGGCAGAAAUAAACUUCUAAGACUAACUAUCUGGGAGAAACACAUAAUCUAUGGUUUAAACACUUUCUCCUUCCUUAUCACUUCCAGUCAUUUUCAAUAAUGCUCCCACAGCCAGAUACAUGGGUCAAAUAAUAUAAGCGAAUGAAAAUUUUAACAGAGUCGAUUUUGCAAUGAAUGAAGGAAUUCAUUACGAUGAAAUCUGGGGGAAUUGUGACAAAGAAUUAAGAAAAAUAAACGAUGAUCUGGAUAGAUUUGUUAGACAGUAUCCGCCUUGUUCAUUCAUAGACAAAUUUAAAGGCCCUUUUUUCCUUUAUCCUUGGCAAGAUCCAGUCGUUUGGAAUAUUUUAAUGACAAUUAAAGAUAAAGAGAAAGAAUUAGCUAUCAUCCUGGGAAAUAUUCCUCAUUACACUCUGCUUCAUCAAGUUAGAAGUGAAAAACUUAGAAAACUAACUGCAUAUAGAAUUGAGAUGGAGAGGCUGCUUGAGUAUCUCGCAAAUGAAUAUAGAAAGCCAUGCUUUACUACUGUUGUAAUUGAGAGACCAAGAACACCCCCAAUUGUAUACGGUAUUUACAAAAAAGGAGAGCCACUGAUUACACCAAGAUAUUGUAACGCCAAACUUAUAUCAUAGUUUGAAGUUGAAGAAGGAAACGCUAUAUACUUUGAGUAUACUAGCGUAUUCAAUGGACAUCAUUUGAUAAAAGAUCUACUGGUUGAUCCUGAUAAUAUUUUAGUCUGGGAAGUCUAAGGAAACCCACAAUCUAAAAGUGUAUUUUAUAGACCAGAAGAUUUUGAUAUAUACAGUGGAACUGGUAUUGGUUAUCCUUUAUAUAGAAACAGAUCUGAUGAUGAAGAAUUAGAUCUAGAAACGGGAUCCAAAGUUGGCGAAGAAGAGACUUUGGCUUGGAGUGUCCUUGAUCUCUUUAAUGAAAAAGGGGAGUUGAACACUGGCAACUUCAAAGUUCCACUCUAUCUACCCCCUGCUGAUACUAAUAUAAAUCUGUUCAGAUUCCCUGAGAUAGUUUAAAGAAUACCUUUGACUAAUGUAUUUAUGAGAAUUGAGUCUUACUACACAACAGAUACCGAAGCCAUUAAAGCUGGCAUUUUACCUAAAAUCAAUAUGUCUCAACACUCUUAAUCUUAGUACUCUUAAUCUGGACAUGUUUAAAUGGGACCAGAAAAGGAGAAUUCCUACUGGGUCCCUGAUCUUCAUUAGUUUCCUGCUAACUAUUGCAAUGAUCUUCGUGUGAUGAAGGAAGCAGAUAAAAGUUAUAAAUGUGAUGGAGUUCAUCUAUAUAUGCAUCAUGUCGAAGGUAUCACUCCUUAAAGACAUGUUAGAGUCGGUUAUCUUCUCCAAUUCGGAAAAUAUGUUGUUAAGAGCAAGGAUGGAACUUUCUGUUUCUUCGCUUCUCCUGGUAUUAAUCCCUUGAAUUUAGCUGGAUUAAAGAAAAUGAAAAAGAAAGAUAGAGAAAAUGCAGUAGCCCCUGAUUCCAUACCAAUAGACUCAGGAGUUUAAUGGAUGAAGAAUUUCUAUAAAAUGAUUUCUCACUAUUGGGAAAUUGGCAUGAAAAAGAAUAUAAAUCUAGUGCUUUUGUAUCUAUAACUAAAGGAGGGAAUAAAAAAGCCAAUAGUAUCUAAUUCAAUUUCAAAAUCGCUCUUGGAAGAGGAAUGGGAUUUAUUAGGAUACGCUGUCUAUAGGCUAAAUGAUGAAGCUGGUAGAGUUAACUACGGUAGACAUACUUUACCACUAUAUGAUGGAAUUCCUUAUGUGGAAGACACAAGAGAACAAGAUAAGAAUGGAGGCACAAUUACAUUCACAGUUGGUCAUUUUGGUAAAUCUGUUUAAGAGAUAUUUAUCCCAAUCAAAGAAACUAUUUAAAAACUUAAAGAGCAGGCUGCUCUAAAUGCAACAACACCUGCUCAGGUAGAGACUAAGACUCCAGCUAAAUUAGAUAGCAAAACCCCUAAUGGCUCAGUAAAGUAUCAGAAAAGCAGUUCCAAAACGCCAAAGAAGCCUGUUAAAAUUAUUGCAGCAGAUAUGAUUAAAAAAACUCCUAACUCUGGAACUGGGAAACCAAGCAGCCGCAAUAACUCUUAGUAACCACCUUCUAGAUAAAAGACAACAGCAACUCCUGCAAUAACUGUAGGAAAAUUAAGUAGUAGUAAAAAGAAUUAAUGA